Messenger RNA from Puccinia graminis f. sp. tritici CRL 75-36-700-3, 1416 nucleotides. RefSeq lists its product as uncharacterized. Bases 1 to 1416 code for a protein of 471 amino acids. The record is from RefSeq and is a predicted model, not a curated record. The transcript is spliced from 7 exons. Gene Ontology annotation, cellular component: membrane. Lineage: Eukaryota; Fungi; Basidiomycota; Pucciniomycetes; Pucciniales; Pucciniaceae. Gene Ontology annotation, molecular function: transmembrane transporter activity. Gene Ontology annotation, biological process: transmembrane transport.
AUGUCUGCCAACAACAUACCCCCCAAAAGCCCAAUAGAAUUUAUUCUCAGCCGCCGUUCUUCGCGUGAUUCACUGAGGUCUACUGGCGCGGUCGAGUGUGAUGAAUACGGAUCAAGCAAGCCAAUUGAAUCCUUCACUGUGGAAUCUAAGCCAGUCAUUUACAUCUUCAUCCCGUCCCGCUCGCCAACUAUUCCCAGUUUACCAAACAUAACGCCUCAACCCAUCUCCAUGCCUAGCGCAAUCGCUAUGAUCAUCGUCUGCGUAACUGCCAGCAUUAUCAGCAAUGCUUCCUCAGUGUCGAUGAACCUUUUGAUCCCGAGUAUCCAACGACAACUAGGCAUCCAAGCCAGUGAUUUGCAAUGGAUCUCGAGCGGCUUCCCGUUGGGUUUCGGUAGCUGUUUGCUGUUGUUUGGCAGACUUGCUGAUCUGUAUGGCCAUAAACGCUUCAUUCAAGUUGGAACCGGCUUCUAUGCCCUAGCUUCUCUGGGCUGUGCCCUUUCGCGUAACCAUGUCCAGCUCUCGAUUCUAAGAGUCUGCCAAGGGCUUGGGGCUGCAGCCACUGCGCCCUCGAUCAUCGGCGUAUUAGGGAAUCAUCUAGAGCCGGAAUCCAUCCUCAAACGUGUCGGCUUCGCUGGUCUCAGCGCUGGGCUACCUUUGGGAACUACGUUUAGCUUGCUUGUCGGCGGGUUUAUCACACAAGAAGCUGGCCCCGGAUGGAGAUCCUUCUUCUAUCUCUGUGCUGCUUCUGCGAUUGCCGUUUGUGUAUCAGCAACACUAAUAAUUCCGAAAGACAGACAGACAGAUAACAAAGAAGGAAGCAUUGAUUGGCUAGGAGGGGUUUUGAUUAUCGCCGGCUUGACCGGACUUAUCUUAUCCCUCGGAACUAGUUCUCGAGAAGGGUCGAACAAAGCGGUUGUUAUCGUGACAUUCAUUUUCUCCAUAAUCAUCCUGGGAUGCUUUGUCUUUUGGCAGAGGAUCCUCGAGAUCCGCAUCAAUGAGUCUCUCCAAGGUGGUGUCCAUUGCAAAAGAAUUACUCAACCGAUAUUGAAACUAGACCUAUUUAGAAGAGAUCAUCACCAGUUCUUAAUCCUCUUGAUGGUCGUUUGCUUGCUUUGGUCCGGCUUCGUCAGCCAGAAUUUUUUCUUUCAUCAAUAUCUCCAAGAUUAUUUGGGAUUGGAUUUACACAAAUCCGUCAUCCGAUUCAUCCCGAUGCCUCUGGUAGGACUCCUGCUGAACAUCACCUUCGGCUUCCUAUCCCAUAUCGUCCCAGCAAAAAUCUUGAUAGUCUUGGGCUGUAUGGGCACCGCGACCAGCUGUCUGCUGUCCGCACUGAUGGACACCUCGGCCCGUUAUUGGACUUACAACUUUGCCUCGGUUGCACUCUCCGUUGUUGGACCUGGAUUUGUGGUCAGUUGA